CCAUUCCAUUUCUGAUUUCCUCCUUUUUGUUUGUUGCCAUUACCCCAAUUUAGAACAGACACUCAUUGUUUUCUUUGCAUAUCUGGUAUUCAGCUGUUACUGUUUUUCAUUCAAUGGGUCUUACUUCUCUGCGAGUUUGCAUGGAUUCAUCUGACUGGCUUCAGGGGACGAUUAAUGAGGAGUCUCAGAUUGAUUGUUCAUCACUAUCUGGGGAUAUGCUGACAUGCUCAAGGCCGUUGGUCGAAAGGAGGUUAAGACCCCCGCAUGACCAAGCUCUCAAAUGCCCCAGGUGUGAGUCCACGCACACCAAAUUUUGCUACUACAACAAUUACAGCCUUUCCCAGCCCAGGUACUUCUGCAAGACCUGCAGGAGGUACUGGACCAAGGGAGGCACGCUCAGGAACAUUCCUGUUGGUGGAGGAUGUAGAAAGAACAAGAAAGUUUCGCCGAAAAAGUCGAGUACUGAGCAGCAACCAUCCAUCAACAUUGCUGGAUCAUCCACUUCUCAUAAUCCCACCCAUCUCCAGCUUUCAAAUUUCCCUGAUAUGCACCUUAAUAACGUACUCGCUAUCGAUGCAACCAACUUCAUGGGGGGAAGUAUGUACAAUUCUCGGCUGGAAUACCCAAUGCCGAUCGAUUGCAUGGAGAGUAAGUUGGAAGCCAUAGUAGGGAGCUCCAGGAACUAUGACUUCAUGGGGAAUGGUACUGAGUUGGGUAUGGUUGAGGGAGUUGGAGAUAUGGGAAUGAGUCAUCAUGACCUCUGCUCUCCAUAUGGGAUGUCCCUUUAUGGAAAUGGCGGUACAUUCAUGGACAGGAUGAUGCUUCCUUAUGAUGCAAAUGAAGAUCAGGAUGUGAAACCCAACAACAAACUCCUGUCCCUCGACUGGAAAGACCAAGGAUAUUCCGAUGCCGGGAAAGACAAUUAUGGAUACAUGAAUAGCUUGGGAUCAUGGAGUGGAGUGAUGCAAAUUCAUUAG
Messenger RNA from Hibiscus syriacus, 977 nucleotides. RefSeq names its product dof zinc finger protein DOF5.6-like. The record is from RefSeq and is a predicted model, not a curated record. NCBI's taxonomy places the organism in Eukaryota, Viridiplantae, Streptophyta, Magnoliopsida, Malvales, Malvaceae. Gene Ontology annotation, biological process: regulation of DNA-templated transcription. Gene Ontology annotation, molecular function: DNA binding; DNA-binding transcription factor activity. The coding region runs from base 114 to 977 and encodes 287 amino acids. The transcript has 2 exons.